UAUUUUUUCACCACCACACUAACUCAAACUCAAACUCAAACUCAAACUUCAAUCAAUGGAGUCAGGAAAAGCAACGAAAGCCGCCGGAGGAAGAAAAGGCGCCGGAGAGAGGAAGAAGUCUGUCACAAAGUCCGUCAAAGCCGGUCUCCAGUUCCCCGUCGGAAGAAUCGCUAGGUUUUUGAAAAAAGGCCGAUAUGCUCAACGAACCGGAUCCGGAGCUCCGAUCUACCUUGCUGCUGUUCUAGAAUACCUAGCUGCUGAGGUUUUGGAGUUGGCUGGAAACGCAGCGAGAGAUAACAAGAAGACAAGGAUAAACCCUAGACACUUGCUAUUGGCUGUUAGGAACGAUGAGGAAUUGGGGAAAUUGCUUGCUGGUGUUACCAUUGCCAGUGGAGGUGUGUUGCCCAAUAUCAAUCCGGUUCUUUUGCCCAAGAAGUCUUCUUCUGCUGCUGAGGCUGAGAAGACCCCCAAAUCUAAAAAGUCGCCUAAAAAGGCUUAGAUACAUGUCUGUGAUUACAGCUGUGUCGAAGCAUAACCCUCUUUUGGCAAUGUAACUAUUUCGUAGUCUUGAUAUGAUGAAUGGAUAUCCCCUUUAUAACGAUUUCUAGAUUUUCAAGCUUA
This is a messenger RNA of Helianthus annuus (common sunflower), 621 nucleotides long. RefSeq names its product histone H2A.1. The record is from RefSeq and is a predicted model, not a curated record. Lineage: Eukaryota; Viridiplantae; Streptophyta; Magnoliopsida; Asterales; Asteraceae. Gene Ontology annotation, cellular component: nucleosome. Bases 56 to 499 code for a protein of 147 amino acids. The transcript has 2 exons. Gene Ontology annotation, molecular function: structural constituent of chromatin; DNA binding; protein heterodimerization activity.